Armigeres subalbatus is the source of this 1682-nucleotide messenger RNA. RefSeq lists its product as uncharacterized. NCBI's taxonomy places the organism in Eukaryota, Metazoa, Arthropoda, Insecta, Diptera, Culicidae. Gene Ontology annotation, molecular function: nucleic acid binding. The record is from RefSeq and is a predicted model, not a curated record. The transcript is spliced from 2 exons. Gene Ontology annotation, biological process: DNA integration. The coding region runs from base 11 to 1495 and encodes 494 amino acids.
UUGGCUGAGAAUGAUGGAUCUACUGAAGCUGCCAAGAGAUAGAAGAAGGAAUACGGAGCUACUAACCACGACCGAAAAGAAAAGAGCUGAACGAAUACUAAUUCGCAGAGUCCAAAUGGAAUCGUUUCCUGAGGAAUGGAAGGCUUUGUCCAAGGGAUCCGCACUUCCACUUAAAUCUCCGCUGAGAUGGUUUCACCCAUUUAUUUCCAAAGAAGAUGGUCUUUUGCGUAUUGGAGGAAGGCUAAACUAUUCUGAGGAGUCUGAAGAAAGGAAACACCCUCCAAUUCUUCCUGGUCGGCACAUUUUCACUAGGAAACUUCUUCAAUCUUACCAUGAAAAAUUGUUGCACGCAGGCCCUCAACUGUUGCUAGCAUCCGUGAGGCUCAAAUACUGGCCAUUGGGAGGAAGGAACCUUGCUCGGCAGCUGGUCCAUAACUGCUUAAGAUGCUAUCGGUCUAAACCUUCCACGGUCAAACAAUUUAUGGGUGACUUGCCAGCUACGAGAGUUACUGUUUCGAGACCCUUUUCCCGCACUGGAGUAGACUACUUUGGUCCGGUAUAUGUGAGACCUGGUCCAAGACGAGCAGCUAUGAAAGCAUAUGUAGCACUCUUUGUUUGCUUCUGUAGGAAGGCCAUACACAUGGAAUUAGUUACGGAUUUAUCCACUGAGAGUUUCCUUCAGGCUUUGAGAAGGUUUAUCUCGCGUCGAGGAAAACCAAGCCACAUUUUCUCCGACAACGGAACAAAUUUUGUGGGAGCAAAGAACCAUCUGACUGAGUUGAGCAACUUCCUACGGAAUCGUGAAACCCGAGAAGCCAUUACAAAGGGAUGUACUGCAGAGGACAUACAGUGGCAUUUCAGUCCCCCUAGUGGACCCCACUUUGGUGGCCUCUGGGAAGCAGGGGUACGAUCUGCCAAAAAGCAUUUAUUGAAGGUGCUUGGGGAGAAUGUUCUUACCUUCGAGGACAUGAACACACUGAUUGUUCAAAUAGAGGGUUGUUUGAAUUCGCGGCCUUUGACCCAAUUGACCGAGGACCCCGAAGAUUUGGUUCCGCUGACACCAGCCCAUUUUUUUAUUGGAUCAUCCAUUCAAGAUCUACCCGAUCAGGACUUUACAACCAUCCCCGUAAAUCGUCUAAGGCAAUGGCAUGUAGUUCAACAAAAAUUGCAACAUUUUUGGAGAAGAUGGAAGAGGGAUUAUUUAUCGCAAAUGCAAGGUAGGAUGAAACGAUGGAAACCGCCAGUGGAAGUUGAGAUAGGAAAGCUUGUUGUAAUUCACGAUGAUAACCAACCCCCUUUGCGAUGGAAGAUGGCUAGGAUUCAUCAACUUCACCCCGGUGAUGAUGGUGUUGUCAGGGUGGUCACUCUGAAGACCGGCAAUGGAUUUUCGAAACGUCCUGUAGAGAAGAUUUGUUUGUUACCACUUCCAAUUCAAGAUGAAAAGAAAUCACCGAUUUCAGGGUGGGCCAGCAUGUUUAUGAUGGACCCUUCCUAAUAACGCCCCUGGCCCCUGAACUGCAGCUAACGAAACCGAUAGAGAGACGCUGAGAUCUGCGAGAAGAGAGAUCGGAACGAUGCCAUCAGGAUCUCCGUCGUUGGGUGUCGGAGUUAGAGGUUUCGAUCGUGUGGUGGGGUUCAGUGGAAUCGAAUAAGAUUUAAGUUAGUUAUCCGUAGAUACUCUG